Messenger RNA from Pyrgilauda ruficollis (rufous-necked snowfinch), 2173 nucleotides. It is a transcript of the gene PTER, whose product is annotated as phosphotriesterase related. Gene Ontology annotation, biological process: catabolic process. Gene Ontology annotation, molecular function: hydrolase activity, acting on ester bonds; zinc ion binding. The transcript has 5 exons. The record is from RefSeq and is a predicted model, not a curated record. NCBI's taxonomy places the organism in Eukaryota, Metazoa, Chordata, Aves, Passeriformes, Passeridae. Bases 489 to 1538 code for a protein of 349 amino acids.
GCGCCUGGGGAGCUGCCGUGCCACCUCCCGCGGCCCACAGCCGAGCUGGGCUCGCCCUUGGUGCCCUCGGCCCGACAAGGCGCCCGGGCCGGGAAACUUCCCCGAGUUGUGGAGCGAGAGCCGCUUUCGGUCGCUCCUCUGCCGGCCCGGGAGGGCCCGAGGCGGGAGAGCGGGCGGCGACUGACGGUGCUCGGGGCUGGGGCGGGCGGGGAGCGCGGAGCUGUGCCGGGCUCGGGCCUGCCGGUGCAGCCCCGGCGGAGCGGCGGCUGCGGGGCGAGGAGAGAGGUGGCCGGGACGGCGGCGCUGGGUCAGGCAGGGCUCCUGCGGGGGGCCCGCGGCACGUGUGGAGUGUGAGGGGACGGGCAGCUCCUCUCCGCAGAAGCGUUUUACAGCACCAGAUGAUAGUUACCAACAGAGUGAGCCUCGAGCUUAGGCGGCUUCACUGUACUCCUUUAGGAUCUGAUUUUUUUCCCCUUUGUUAAAGAAAGAUGCCUUCCUUGAGUGGAAAAGUGCAGACUGUCUUGGGCCCUGUGGAGCCUGACUGUCUUGGCAAAACGUUGACUCAUGAACACUUGACUAUGAACUACAGCAGCUGCUUUUGUCCACCUUCUCCAGGCCAAGAGGCUUUGUCUAAUGGGCCCAUUGAGAUGAAGAACUUGUUUUGGAUUAAGCAAAAUCCCUACAGCCAUAAAGAAAACCUUCUUUUGUAUCAGGAGACAGAUGCUGUGAGGGAGGAGCUGCUGCAUUUUAAAGCAGCAGGUGGUGGGACGAUUGUGGAAAACACAACUACAGGAAUUGGCCGGGAUAUGAAUACUUUGAAGAAACUUGCUGAAGAAACUGGAGUUCAUAUUGUUGCUGGUGCUGGGUUUUAUGUGGAUUCCACUCAUUCUCCUCAAACACAGGCCAUGACAGUGGAGCAGCUGACAGAGAUUAUUGUUGAUGAGGUACUCAAAGGAGCAGAUGGGACUAAUAUCACGUGUGGUGUGGUGGGAGAAAUAGGUUGCUCCUGGCCUUUGACUCCCAGUGAACACAGAGUGCUUCAGGCAACAGCACAGGCUCAGUCACAGCUUGGGUGCCCGGUUAUCAUCCAUCCUGGCAGGAACAGCGACUCCCCUUUCCAGAUCCUCCGCAUCCUGCAGGAAGCUGGGGCUGAUGCUUCAAAGACAGUCAUGUCUCAUCUCGACAGGACCAUCUUUGAUAAAAAGAAACUUCUUGAAUUUGCUAAGCUUGGAUGUUACUUAGAGUAUGACCUGUUUGGUACAGAGUUCCUUCAUUACCAGUUCCAUCCGGAUAUCGACAUGCCGAACGACAAUGAAAGAAUUGCAAGGAUUUGUAUGCUGAUUGAUGAAGGCUAUGAAGACAGAAUUCUGAUGGCUCAUGAUGUGCACACCAAGAACAGGUUGAUGAAAUAUGGAGGUCAUGGAUAUUCACAUAUUCUUAAAAAUAUAGUUCCUAAAAUGCUAAUUAGAGGCAUAUCCCAAGAUAAAAUUGAUAAAAUACUCCUAGCAAAUCCAAAGCGGUGGUUGACUUUUAAGUAGGAGCAAUGAAUAAAUAUGCCUGAUUUAUAAGGAAGCUUGAUAAAAUUCAGAUUUCAGUAGAGCAGUCAUUUUAAAAAAAAAUUCUGAAAAGCUAAAAAUUAAGCAGAUGCAAACAAACGAAUUGUAAUAUUUCUUUUUAAUUAGAACAUAAAAAUUAUAUACUUUCUCUACAUUUUCUCCCUUCUGAAAGUUUGCUCAUUAAUGAUUUAUUGAAUAUGAGCCUACCUACAGAAUCUUUUCUUUUUCUUUCUGAAAUUUUAAAAUGACUGUUUCAAAAGCAUAAUCUGUUACUGAAUGUUACCUCAAAACUACUUCUGAAGAUGUGUCACAUGGAAGGAAAUUUCCUUGAAAGAAAAUUAAUGGUUUGCAGUUAAAUUUCCUGUCUUCAGGGGCUGAUUUUAAUCCUUGUAAUACUGUCAAUCUUCUCAUUAUCCUCAUGUUCUUUGAGUAAUGCUUGAUUGAAAGGUCUGAAAGUUUUAGUUAGCUUCCAUUGACAAGCGAAGGCAAGAGGAAUCUCAAAUCAAAAAAGAUAAGGUUUCUUUCUAGUUUAACAAUUUACUUAAUUGUAAAUGAAAAUGUAAAAAAAUACAUGGAAAAAUAUAUUUUUGAAUAAAGCAUUUUGAUCACCUCUUAAA